UCCAAAACCACACGCGGCGAAGAAUUGCUCAGCUCUCUCGGUGGGCGACCCCGUAUAAAACCGACCCGUCCCGCCUUGCGUCCACUCCCGCACCGCCAUCGCCAUGGCUCUCGUCGUCCGGACGCCUCGCUUCCAGCUCCCGCCCGCUUCUAUUUCCACCACCACAACCGCAUCCACCUCCCUCGCCGCCGCCGGCGCAAGGCCCUGCGCUGGAGCCGUCCGCGCCGCCGCCUCACCCUUCACCGAGGCCACCUCCUCCUCACGCUACCGCCGCGACUCCUGGUCCUAUGCCGCCGACGGCUACUCCAACUCCUCCUCCUCAUCCUCUGAUGCGGUCGCUGCAGCGGCGGCGGCGGCGGCGGCGUCUGGCCGCCGGGACGACGAGAUCGCGCUCCAGCUGCCGGAGCUGCGGAGGCUCCUGGACGCGCUGAGGACGUCCAGGGGGAGGGGCGCAGAGGGGGAGGGUGGCGGCGGCGGGCCCGGCAGGGUGGCGCUGGUGGGGACGGGGCCCGGGGACCCCGAGCUGCUCACGCUCAAGGCGGUCCGGGCCAUCGAGUCGGCGGACCUGGUGCUCUACGACCGCCUGGUGUCCAACGAUGUGAUGGACCUGGUCGGGGAGGGCGCAAGGCUGCUCUACGUCGGCAAGACGGCGGGAUACCACAGCCGCACCCAGGAGGAGAUCCACGAGCUGCUACUGAGCUUUGCGGAGGCUGGUGCCAAUGUGGUGCGCUUGAAAGGCGGUGAUCCUCUGGUCUUUGGAAGGGGUGGAGAAGAGAUGGAUUUCCUACAGCAGCAAGGAAUUAGAGUUGAAGUUAUCCCAGGAAUUACUUCUGCUUCCGGAAUUGCUGCAGAGCUAGGCAUUCCACUAACCCAUCGGGGUAUUGCUACCAGUGUCAGAUUUUUAACUGGGCACUCUAGAAACGGUGGGACAGAUCCUCUAUAUGUGGCAGGGAAUGCAGCCGAUCCAGACACUACUUUGGUUGUGUACAUGGGUUUGUCAACACUGCCAUCUCUUGCUCCAAAGUUAAUGAAGCACGGCCUUCCGCCAGAUACCCCUGCUGUCGCAGUAGAGCGUGGGACUACCCCUCAACAACGAAUGGUGUUCGCAUUGUUAAAGGAUCUUGUGGAUGAAGUCAAGUCAGCUGAUCUAGUUUCUCCAACUCUAAUAAUUAUUGGGAAAGUGGUAGCUUUGUCACCCUUCUGGGUUGAGUCAUCUGAACAUGAUGCGCUGAAGAUUGAGAACUCGUAUACAACUGAGGCAAGAUGAUAUCAGCAUUUCCUUAAUUAAGUGCUUGGGCAAUUCUUGAGUGCUGCAAUAUUCCUGAUAUGAGCAGUUCCGACUGAGAUCUCAGGUGUUCUGAUCUGGUUUAGUUUAGGUCUUUAGGACAUGCCAGCACAGCUUUGACCUGGUGUACCCUGAACAUUUCAGGAAGCACAGUUUCUGAAUGAUGUAUGGUAGCUUUACACAAGAAGCUCCUAACAGCCUCAGAACAGGAUUACACUUGAACUGACGGUUAUUUGGCUUAUUCUACCUGAGUGCUACAAAUCUUCGGCUUACUUGAGUUUAGCAACAGUUGUGUACUUCUGUAAUCUUUGGUGGGAGGUGGUGUCAGUUUUUCCCCAGUACUGUUUUUUGUUGAAGGGGUCAUUCCUGGAGCGGUGGAGCCUCAGUAAUGUAUGUCUUUCAGUCCUUCCUCAAUAACUUAAGGGCCAUUUGAAGUGCAGAAAUUUUACUGAAAUUUCACACGAAAUAGUUUUAUUCUUGUGGAAAUCAGGAAAAAUUCUGUACCAAACGUGGCUAAUUGUAUGAUUUUUUUAAAUAAAUAAAUUGUCUUUAUGUGUGUUAGGCCUUAA
Messenger RNA from Phragmites australis (common reed), 1854 nucleotides. RefSeq names its product S-adenosyl-L-methionine-dependent uroporphyrinogen III methyltransferase, chloroplastic. Lineage: Eukaryota; Viridiplantae; Streptophyta; Magnoliopsida; Poales; Poaceae. Gene Ontology annotation, molecular function: uroporphyrin-III C-methyltransferase activity. The transcript has 6 exons. Bases 104 to 1267 code for a protein of 387 amino acids. The record is from RefSeq and is a predicted model, not a curated record. Gene Ontology annotation, biological process: siroheme biosynthetic process.